AUGAAAGAGGCAGUGAAAGAAAUCAAACAUGAAAACCAACAAGAAUACAAAGAGUUACAUGCAAUGAUAUGUACAUUGACAGAAAUGAUACCACGUCCAGCAGUAGGAAUCAACAGCCAUGUAGCAAACGAUGGUCAAGACUUGAUACCACCCCCAAAAAAUAGUUCUGAGAAAGAGAAGAAGUCCCAUAUCAGGGAUUUUAUUAUGAAAAAUGUGAUAGAAAUCGAUGAGGAUAGAGCUAACGAACUGUUAGAUAUUUUGAAGAAAAUAUCUUUGAAAGCAUGCCAAUCUUUUGCUUUGAAAGAUGACUCCAAUGACAAGACCAACGGUGAGAAGGAGUGGAAGGGCCUGGAUGGAGAAGACUAUGUGCAUCUGGUAAUGUCAACCCUGCAAAAAUCAGUAGAAGAAACUAGGGAAUUGGAGGUUCUUAACCUUUCUCGUGGUCUUUGGGUUGUGGAGUUUCUGACAUGGAUUUAUGGUUUUUUAUGUUUCUAUGGCGACAUCAAUUCUAUGUUGUUUUAUGUCUUUUUCAAUGGUGACAUUGAUUCUGUGUCAAAAAAUGGCGACAUGAAUUUUGCAAAAAAAGACAUGGAUUUAUGGUUUUUUAUGUUUCUAUGGUGA
Phycomyces blakesleeanus NRRL 1555(-) is the source of this 621-nucleotide messenger RNA. RefSeq lists its product as hypothetical. The transcript has 2 exons. The record is from RefSeq and is a predicted model, not a curated record. Bases 1 to 621 code for a protein of 206 amino acids. NCBI's taxonomy places the organism in Eukaryota, Fungi, Mucoromycota, Mucoromycetes, Mucorales, Phycomycetaceae.